AUGGUCAAGAUAAACGGAACCUUGAUUUGGGGGCUCCUGCUGACCUCCCCCAGCUGCUUUGCCUAUGAUGAGGACCUGGCCAAGUGCUUCCAGGACCCAGAAUAUGAGUCCUUCCUCGCCAUGGCCCGGGACGAGCUCCCUCCCUCCCCACUGCCCAAGCGCAUAGUGGUAGUGGGAGCUGGUGUGUCAGGCCUGACAGCCGCCAAGACCCUGCAGGACCUUGGUCACCAGGUAACCGUCUUGGAGGCCAGUGACCACAUAGGGGGUCGCGUAGUCACAUUCAGGAAUAAGGAAGAGGACUGGUACUAUGAGCUGGGGGCUAUGCGAAUUCCCAAAUCCCACAGGCUGACCCACACCUUUAUUGAGAAGCUUGGCCUGAAGCUGAACAAGUUCACCCAAUUUGAUGCCAACACCUGGUACCUCAUCAACGGACAACGCUACCACACCAGGGAGGUCAUGGCCAACCCAGAGCUCCUGGCCUAUUCCAUGGACCCUAAAGAGAAGACCAAGAAUGCUACGAAUCUCUUCUACCAGUCCAUCACCAAGAUAAAACAAAAUCUGAAAACGUUCAACUGUAGCCAGCUGAUGUCCUUUUAUGAUUCUUACUCCACAACGGCUUACCUGCGGAAGAAAGGACGGCUGAGCAGAGAAGCAGUAAAAAUGAUCGGGGAUGUGAUGAAUGAGAAUUCUGGAUACUAUAAGUCCCUGCUGGAGUCCCUGCAGAACAUGAACAUCUUCUCCAAAGGCGAUGACUUCUCUGAGAUCACAGGAGGCUUUGACCAGUUCCCCAAUGCCCUCAACACCAGCCUGAAGCCUGGCACCAUCCACCUGGAGUCCAAGGUGGAGACAGUGGUGAGGGACGGGCCUGAGGUCCGGGUUUUGUACCGUAGGGGGGUCCCCACAUCAGAGUUGCACAACCUCACGGCGGACUACAUCAUCAUCUCCAGCUCAGCCAAAGCCACUCGCCUCAUUGCCUUCCAGCCACCCCUGUCCCCAGGCAAGAGAGAUGCCCUGCGCUCAGUGCAUUACACCAGUGCCACCAAAGUGAUUUUGGCCUGCAACCAGAGAUUCUGGGACAAGGAUGGAAUUGAGGGAGGGGUCUCCAUCACUGAUCGACCCUCACGCUACAUCCACUACCCCAGCCACAGCUACCCUGGUGGCAAGGGUGUCCUACUGGCUUCCUACACGGUAGGCGAUGAUUCCCUCUUUUUCACUGCCAUGAAGCAAGACCAGGUUGUGGACAUUGUCCUAGAUGACCUGGCAGCUGUGCACCAGAUACCCAAGGAGGAGCUACAGCACAUGUGCCCCACCUCAGUGGUCAAGCGCUGGUCCCUGGACCCCCUCACCUUUGGUGCCUUUGCUCAGUUCACACCCUACCAAUUUGUGGACUAUUCACAGCAGCUCUUCCAGGCAGAGGGCCGCAUCCACUUCUCGGGCGAGCACACCUGCCUGCCCCAUGGGUGGCUUGACACCGCCAUCAAGUCUGGCCUUCGGGCAGCCAGGAACAUCCAGGUUGCCGUAGACAAGGAGGCCACAGAGGGACAAGUGCCUCUGCAGAAUCACUUCACCAACACCCAGGAUGGUUUCUCCCGCAAGAGCAAUCCCUGA
Molecule: messenger RNA, 1608 nt
Organism: Chinchilla lanigera (long-tailed chinchilla)
Lineage: Eukaryota; Metazoa; Chordata; Mammalia; Rodentia; Chinchillidae
Product: L-amino-acid oxidase-like
Exons: 7
Coding region: 1-1608 (535 amino acids)
Biological process (GO): amino acid catabolic process
Molecular function (GO): polyamine oxidase activity; L-amino-acid oxidase activity
Source: RefSeq, a predicted model, not a curated record